CCGUUGGUCGUCGUCAAAGUCGGACGUCAUGUCGUGUAAAUUUAUCUUUAGUGUUCUAGCAUUUGUUUUGUUGUGUGAUGCUCAAGCUAGAGCGCAGAAAUAUACAGUACCUCCUGCAAAAUUAGAAGCUAUCUAUCCUCAAGGUCUCAGAGUUUCAAUACCAGACGAUGGCUUCUCCCUUUUCGCUUUCCACGGUAAUCUCAAUCAAGAAAUGGAAGGCUUAGAGGCCGGACAAUGGUCAAGAGACAUAACCAAAGCAAAAAAUAAUAGAUGGACGUUUAGAGAUAGGAAUGCAAAAUUGAAGCUUGGAGACACAAUUUAUUUUUGGACUUACGUCAUCAAAGAUGGAUUAGGUUAUAGACAAGAUAACGGAGAAUGGACCGUAACUGAGUUUGUGAACGAAGAUGGAACCCCAGUUGAUGGACAAGCGACGUUAUCACCAAACUUCUCACCAGUGGUAACGCCAUCUGGCACGACCGCUCCAAACAUCCCAACGAGAGUGACAACAUCCACCCCGCCCUGCCAAGGUUCUCCAACAGCCGUGUUUGGUCGCACUAACAUUUGUAAAGGAGCUUUACUUUUCAAUGAAGAAUUUGAAAAGAACAAUAUCAAAGAUUUAGUUAAUUGGGACCCGGAAAUUAAAUUUCCUCAAGAGCCGGACUAUCCAUUCAACGUGUACAUGGUAGAUGGUACUCUCGGCAUAGAAAAUGGAGUUUUGUCUAUAACACCAGUACUUCUUGAAUCAAAAUACCAUGAAGGUUUUGUUAAUGAACAACUAGAUUUAUCUAACACGUGCACUGGUCAAAUUGGGACGAGGGAGUGUAAACAAGUCGCCUCCGGAGCACAGAUCUUGCCACCAGUGAUCACAGGAAAAAUCACUACGAGGAACAAGUUCAAUUUCAAGUUCGGCAGAGUGGAAAUACGCGCUAAGCUACCCAGUGGAAGCUGGUUGACACCAGAGAUAACAUUAGAACCCCGCGACAAAGUCUAUGGUGAUAAGCGAUACGAGUCCGGUCUGAUAAGAAUCGCCUUUACCAAAGGGAAUGCGGUCUUCGCGAAGAAGUUGUACGGUGGCCCCGUACUGUCUGACUCUGAGCCCUAUCGUUCCUUCCUCAUGAAGGAGAAGAUAGGAAUUGACAGCUGGUACAAGGACUUCCACAACUAUAGCAUGGUCUGGAGACCAGAUGGCAUGCAACUGUUUGUGGAUGGAGAACAAUACGGCACCGUCGAUCCUGGCGAAGGAUUCUUCAAUACGGCGAGACAAAACGCGGUGCCUCACGCCAUGCAUUGGGUUAAAGGCUCAGUUAUGGCCCCACUGGACGAAAUGUUUUACGUCGCUCUCGGACUCCGAGUUGGUGGUAUUCAUGACUUUACCGACGGUCCAGAAAAGCCUUGGAAGAAUAAGAACAACAAGGCAACUGUCAACUUCUAUAAUGCUCAAGAAAAUUGGUUCCCGACUUGGUUCGAUGCUAACCUGAAAAUAGAAUACGUUAAAGUAUAUGCUUUACUGCAGAGCUUUAGACUAGACGUGAUGGCGGUUAGUUUUUUUCUCUUAGCACUAGUUUUUCUUUUGUCCUGUGAUACCGGGUUUUCCAAUCAAGGUUAUGUUGUACCAGAAAUAAAACUGGAAGCAUUACAUCCAAGAGGAUUUAGGGUCUCCAUUCCAGACGAUGGCUACACACAGUUCUCUUUCCACGGCAACCUAAAUGAGUUGAUGAGAGGUAUCGCUGUAGGAAAGAAUUGGGAAGUAGACAGAACCGAUUUUAUAAAUGGCAGUUGGAUAUUUACUGAUUUGGAUACAAACCUGAGACUGGGUGACAAAAUCUACUACUGGGCUUUUGUGGAGAAAAACAAUAUCCGUUAUAUACAAGGCAAUAGAGAAUGGACAGUAACCGACUUUGUGAGAGAUCGGAUCAACGUAAAUUCGGGUAAGGAACAGAAAAGGACAACGGAACAUGUGCCGUUGCCAGUGACAACAGGGCCCUCUACAACGUGCCUGCAGUCGCAGACAGCUGUGUUAGGACGCACUCGUAUCUGCAAAGGCGAUCUACUGUUCGGCGAAGAAUUUGGGGAUGACAAUAUAAAUCAGUUAUCUAAUUGGAUACCUGAAGUUAUGUUUCCGCAAGGACCGGAUUUUCCUUUCAAUGUAUAUUUGGCAGAUGGAACAAUGCGCCUUGAAAAUGGGUUAUUAAUAAUAUCACCAGUGCUGCUCGAGUCAAAGUAUCACGAGGGUAUCCUGAAUGAGGCUUUAGAUCUAAGUAAAAAUUGCACCGGCAUGAUCGGCACCUGGGAAUGUUCCAGAACAGCGUCUGGAGCGCAGAUAUUACCUCCAGUUGCAACUGGAAAAAUUACAAGCAAAAAUGUAUUUAAUUUCAAAUACGGUAGGGUUGAAAUUCGAGCUAAGCUGCCUGACGGGGAUUGGCUUAUGCCAGAAAUUAACCUUGAACCUCGAGAUAAUGUCUACGGCAACACAGACUACGGUUCCGGGCUCAUUAGAAUAGCAUUCGCCAAAGGGAACGCAGUUUACGCAAAGAAAUUGUACGGCGGACCAAUUAUGUACAAUUUGGAGCCUUACAGAUCGUUCCAUCUGAAAAAGAAAAACGGAAAAAAUAAUUGGAGCAGCGAUUUUCAUAAUUAUAGUCUAAUAUGGAAGCCAGAUGGUAUGGAGCUUUACGUGGAUGGUGAAUUGUAUGGAACGGUGGACCCUGGACAAGGAUUUCACACCAGCGCAACUCAGAAUGGGGUAACGCACGCCACACAUUGGACUCAGGGAACGGUCAUGGCACCGUUAGAUACAAUGUUUUACGUGAGUCUUGGUCUUCGAAUCGGUGGUAUCAAUGACUUCGAUGAUGUAUAUUUCAAGCCGUGGAAGAACAGAGCUCGCAAAGCCGUCCUAAACUUCUGGUCGGCAAAGGAUUAUUGGUUGGAGACAUGGUCUGACGCUGAUAUGAAGAUUGAUUACGUUCGAGUAUACGCUCUCUAAGAAAUACACGAAUGUGGCAGUCUCAAGAGGUUUAUAAACCAAAGAAUAAGCUAACAA
Messenger RNA from Papilio xuthus (Asian swallowtail), 3040 nucleotides. RefSeq lists its product as uncharacterized. The transcript is spliced from 16 exons. The record is from RefSeq and is a predicted model, not a curated record. Lineage: Eukaryota; Metazoa; Arthropoda; Insecta; Lepidoptera; Papilionidae. Gene Ontology annotation, molecular function: carbohydrate binding; hydrolase activity, hydrolyzing O-glycosyl compounds. Bases 29 to 2983 code for a protein of 984 amino acids. Gene Ontology annotation, biological process: carbohydrate metabolic process.